Molecule: messenger RNA, 1819 nt
Organism: Nicotiana tabacum (common tobacco)
Lineage: Eukaryota; Viridiplantae; Streptophyta; Magnoliopsida; Solanales; Solanaceae
Product: short-chain dehydrogenase/reductase 1-like
Cellular component (GO): membrane
Molecular function (GO): oxidoreductase activity, acting on the CH-OH group of donors, NAD or NADP as acceptor
Source: RefSeq, a predicted model, not a curated record
AGCACCAUAGGAAAGCGAGGGUUUGCUCUAAAGUCUAAAACCAAAGCAAAAUCUGGAAAUGAGUACUGAGCGAAACAAAUAGCUAGAGCUCUGAACCCCAAAUAACCGAAGGAUUAAUGGGUAAAAAUGAGAGAGCGCAAGAGAGAAGAGAGAAGCGACGCCAAGAAAUCUCUCUUCUCCGUACCAUUCCUUAUUCUGAUCACCAAAGAUGGUGGUCAACUGACACUAUUGUUGUCGUGACUGGUGCAAAUAGAGGAAUUGGAUUUGAAAUUGCUCACCAACUGGCAUCACAUGGCCUAACGGUUGUUCUUACAUCAAGAGACACCCGUGUUGGUGAAGAAGCAGCGAAAGUCAUGCAAGAAGGAGGUUUGAAUGUGGUAUUUCAUCAAUUGGAUAUUGUGGACCCAGCAUCAAUUCAAACAUUUUCUGAUUGGAUAAAAGAAAAAUAUGGUGGUCUAAAUAUACUGAUCAAUAAUGCAGGAGUCAACUUCAAUUUCGGCUCAGAUAAUUCAGUGGAAUUUGCAGAAACCGUUAUACAGACCAACUACUUUGGCACCAAAAGUAUGAUUAAAGCUAUGAUUCCAUUAAUGAGGCCUUCUCCUUUUGGUGCUCGUAUUAUUAAUGUGACCUCACGAUUGGGAAGACUUAAUGGCAGACGGAAUAGAAUUGCAAAUGUCAACUUGAGACAACAACUGGAGGAUGUAAAUUCCUUAUCAGAGGAACUGAUUGAUAGUACCGUGAACACGUUUUUGGAACAAGUAAAAGAUGGGACUUGGGUAUCUGGGGGAUGGCCGCAAGUGUUCACUGACUACUCAUUGUCAAAGCUUGCUGCUAAUGCUUACACCAGACUAAUGGCGAAGAUACUUUCAGACAGGCCAGAUGGUCAUAAGAUAUAUAUGAAUUGCUAUUGCCCAGGUUGGGUGAAGACUGCCAUGACCGCAUGGGCUGGGCAUACGUCUCCACCAGACGCUGCUGAUACUGCAGUCUGGCUUGCUCUUCUCCCUGACCAGUUUGUGAGUGGUAAGUUCUUUGCUGAGAGACGUGAGAUAAACUUCUAAAAGUGGGCAUUGAGGACUAAUUCCAGAAUCAGCUCACUUUCUUUUGCUUUGGAACAAGAAUGUGAUCAAGUGCAGGUUGAAGCAAUAAUACUGCUUCAUGGUAAUUAUGUUACGAUCUGCCUUUGCUUACUGCCCAACUGUCUACUGAAAAUUGAUAUUGCUUAUGGGAAACUAUAGCUAUCGGUAUAAAUUGUUAAAGUGGCUACCUAGUCUUCAAAUUCUGGAGGAUGCAUCAAAAUUGGUGUCUAGUAGUCCAGUUCGGGAUAGAUUAUCUGUGUUUUCAUGUACCAUUUGUAACUUUGGGAUAGUACAGAUUAGAGGAGCAGCAUUCUGGUACAAUUCGUACUCCAGUUUUCUGUAGCUCUGCAGGAGAUCAUGCUUUGAUUAAUUGAAAUAUUCUUUAUGGUUUGCAAAGUGAUAAAGAAAGAGGCAGAUUUCGUAGAGGUCUUAGCUAGCAAAUGAAGGGAAUGGAUGAAGCAACUAUGAGUUCUGAGGAGUUCGACUUCUAAAUUAUAUAUUUUUCUAUGGGAAACAGCCUCUCUACCUCUCCAGGUAGGGGUAAGGUUUGCGUACUCACUAUCCACUACUCUCCUCGGACCCCACCCGUGAAAUUAUACUAGGUAUGUUAUUGUUGUUGUUAUCCCAAAGGAAUUAUGAUGUGAUCAUUUUGAGUCAAAUGGUGGGAUCCAUGUGGGAUUGAGAUUUUGAGAUAUUCUUGAAUUCUUAUUGUAUCUUCUAUGAUAAUUUAGAAUUUCUGGUAA